Molecule: messenger RNA, 1410 nt
Organism: Didymella exigua CBS 183.55
Lineage: Eukaryota; Fungi; Ascomycota; Dothideomycetes; Pleosporales; Didymellaceae
Exons: 2
Coding region: 1-1410 (469 amino acids)
Biological process (GO): D-serine catabolic process
Molecular function (GO): D-serine ammonia-lyase activity
Source: RefSeq, a predicted model, not a curated record
AUGGCCUCCAACUUUCCCCUCUCCAACGCAUCGCUACUCACGCAGCAAUUCGUCGGCAAGAAACUAGUCGACCUACCUACCCCCUCCAUCAUCCUCGACCGGCGCCUAAUCAAGGCAAACUGCACCGCCAUGCUUCAAAUCUGCAAGAAGCUGAAGGUCGGCUUCAGAGCCCACGUCAAAUCGCACAAGACGCUCGAGUUAUCUCGGCUGCAAGUCGGCGACGGACUGCCAGGCUUGGAAAACACGCCCGCGCUGUUCAUUGUUAGUACGGUCGCGGAGGCGGAGAACUUGGUCGAGUAUGUCAAGGAGCAGCAGGAGAAGGGAAGGGAGAGCAGUAUCCUAUAUGGUGUGCCUGUUCCCCAGGGCGCUGUGCCAAGACUCAUUGCGCUGGCGAAUGUGCUGAAGUCGGAGAGCAUCAACAUUAUCAUUGAUAACGCCGAUGCUUUCUCACUAUUCCAUGAUGCGCUGACGGCACACCCGGAUUUCCAGUCUGAGAAGAAGAUUGGUGUCUUUGUUAAGAUAGACACUGGGUAUCGUCGCGCUGGCAUUGCAACAUCGAGUCCCAAGUUCAAGCCACUGGUUGGUACUGUGCUAGCAAAAGAUGGCAGCAAAGGCGGCGAAGGAGCGGUUGUGCUUCACGGCUUCUACAGCCACUUUGGACACUCGUACGCUGGUAACAGCGAGGAUGACGCCGCGUCAGGGCUGAUUGAUGAGCUUCUCGGGCUGGAAGAAGCCACUCACGCGGUCCCAGAGAAUGCGCGCAAGGGGCUGGUACUGAGUAUUGGAGCGACGCCGACCGCGACCGCGGCCCAGAACAUGCUCUCCUCGUCUUCUCCCAGAGUGGAAGAGUUCCACGUUACAUUGUCAAGAUUGAAAGAGCAAUUUGCUGUAGAACUGCACGCUGGUGUGUACCCUCUGCUGGACUGCCAGCAGGUUGCUACACACGCUCGACCGGCUAAGGGUGCGGCGAUAGAGGGAUUCCAGCCGCUCAAUAAGGACUCUAUCGCGAUCCGCAUGCUUGUUGAAGUCACAUCCGUCUACACCGAGCGUGAGACGCCUGAGGCCUUGGUAUCGGCGGGCAGCUUGGCGAUGGGCAGAGAGCCGUGUAAGAGCUAUUCCGGGUGGGGCAUCGUUACCGGAUCGAUGGGCAAUUCAAAGACAUCCUCAGUAUACGAUGAGCGUGGGGAGAAGGCAGGAUGGAUCGUAGGACGGAUCAGUCAGGAGCACGGUAUUCUAACUUGGCAAGGUGACAAAAGCAAGUGCAACGAGCUAACAAUCGGGGACAAGGUCGAAAUCUGGCCGAACCAUGCCUGCGUUGCGGGUGCUGGGUUCGGAUGGUACCUCGUCGUGGAUUCGGAGCGAGGAUGUGACGAAGUCGUUGACGUAUGGCCGAGGUGGCGGGGUUGGUAG